This is a messenger RNA of Armigeres subalbatus, 519 nucleotides long. RefSeq lists its product as uncharacterized. The transcript is spliced from 3 exons. Lineage: Eukaryota; Metazoa; Arthropoda; Insecta; Diptera; Culicidae. Gene Ontology annotation, molecular function: nucleic acid binding. The record is from RefSeq and is a predicted model, not a curated record. The coding region runs from base 1 to 519 and encodes 172 amino acids. Gene Ontology annotation, biological process: DNA integration.
AUGCCUGAUGGAGCUAUCAAGGUAGUACAACAUGCACUCACUCCGGCUGAAAAGCAAUACGGCCAACCGGACCGUGAAGGCCUUGCCAUCGUGUACGCUGUGACCAAGUUCCACCGAAUAUUCAUAUUCGCACGUUUUGGAAUGCCGAAUACGUUAGUCAGCGAUAAUAAUGGUGUGCAGUUCAAGAGUGCCGAGUUUGCUAGUUUUUGUAUCGACAACGCAAUCGACCACAUCACCACGGCACCGUAUCACCCACAAUCUAACGGGCAGGCCGAGCGUUUCAUCGACACGUUCAAGCGAGCCAUCCGGAAAAUUCGACAGGGAGGAGAAGACAUACAGGCAGCUCUCGAUAAUUUUCUGCUUACCUACCGAACCAUCCCAAAUCCCUCUACACCAAACGCUCCUCCAGUACAAGUGGCUAAUAAAGAUGGAAAACUACGGUCGUUUGAUAAAGGGGAUCGGGUGUACGACCAAAUCCAUACUAAGAACACUUGGCGAUGGGCUCCUGCUAAAGUGUAA